UCUUGCGCUGGCAUACUGUUCCCAUAGUUGAUUGUGAGCUUUUUCCGAGCAUUGUCUGCGACUUGCGGUUGUUUUACUGUUGUAAACGGCUGCGUGUGUGUGGAGGAUCCCUCAGGUGUUUGUGGAGGCUUCAGGUGCUGUUAGAUGCGGUUCUCGUUCUCGCUUGCACUUUAUCCAUCUCUCGCAUUGCUUCUGUGCUCUAGGAUCUGGGCCAUUUUGCGCUCGAGUUCUGGUUUCCCUGUGGUCUGUUCUAUUUCUGUGCGUGUUUCAAGAGGAGGAAUAGGAAGAGAAGGAGGAGGAGGAGGAAGAAGAAGAGUAUACGAUUCCAGAUCUCGCUUGAAACGAUGGUGUUUUAGAGGCGAGCGAGAGGGGGGUUCAGCUUGGGAGUGGGGGGUGUAGAUUCUUGGCAGCAGUUAGUUUUAUGGGAUCUGGUUUUUGGGGGUACAUUGUGGGAGAAGGGAGUAUAAGACAGUUCGGGGGAUCACAGAAUGAGAGACUAGUACUGGGUCUGCACAAGACCAUUCCUGGUUGAUUAUUGUCGUUGAGAUCCCUCUGGCGAACGGUGGAGGAGAGGGUUAUCAGCACACAGACGUCAGGAAUCCUUCAUUUCUAACUCGGGAUGGAGUUUAAUAACAGGCCAGAGAUCUAGCAACCCAUGGAGGGAGACCAGAUCUGGAGCUCGAGAGGGCUGUAAUGCCACUGUCGCAUCAACUAAUUGAGGCUGCCUCCGCCUUGUGCACAACUGUGCCUCGUUGAGCGGAGCCUCAUGAGUCUGCGAUCCGAAGCCAAGAAGCAAUUGCAUGAGGAUAAGACUGAGAGGGGGGAAAUGAAGGAAACGGAGACCAUCAGACGGCCGCUGCCUAGGUUCCAAAGAGACUCCACGAACUCUGUGAGUGCAGGUCGUGAAAGAGCUCCUGUUUCUCCCCGGGCAUGGCCGCUUCUCUCUUUGUUCGCAUGUGUUUUGGUUAUGGGCGUCAUGGGCAUGCGGCUCCUGCCUCCUACCAAAUACACCAACUGGGCGGACCCUUUUAAAAGCUGGGAUCCCCAGGACAAGCAGUGGGCUUUUCCCAAUGUGAUGGCUUCUUUCCACUCAUGGAAACACAAUCAGCUCCAGGACAAUCGUAAAGCGUUUGAAGAGGGAUUUCAGACUGUUCUAGAUCCGAUUCGAAGCACAGAGUCCGAGGAUGAGAACAUCGACUCUUCAAACAAGGGGGACGAGACCGUCGAGGCUUCGACAUUGGAAGAUAUACAUGUUUUCGUCUGCACCGAUGAAGCUGAUCUUCGACCUCUCGCAGUAUUGAUCAACUCCAGCAUGGCAAAUUGCCCACAUCCAGAACGGCUUUUUUACCAUUUAGUCAUGCCGCAUAAUCAGAGGAACGCGGCGAAAAGGCUAAAACACCUACUUCCGAAGGCUAGAAUUGAGAUGGCUGAAAAAUAUAUCGACAUCCGCGAGGUGGAAGAGCAUAUAACGUUCCGGAAUGAUACCGGGGCUCGCAAGGAGCUCGUGAGUCCCUACAAUUUUCUGCCAUUCUACCUGCCUAAAACGUAUAGCGAAAUAAGGCGCAUCAUCUACCUGGACUCUGAUAUUGUAGUGAAGGGAAAUUUGGAAGUGCUGAAUGAUGUAGAUCUUGAAGGUCAUUCAGUGGCGGCUAUUGAAGACUGUUCACAGAGGUUCCAGGUUUACUUCGAUUUUGCUCAGUUGGAUGAGAUUCAGAAGCGACAGGGACCAGAUCGACCAAGUUGGUUACCAGACGAACCCUUCAACAAAUCAGCUUGUGUGUUUAACCGUGGAGUUCUUGUCAUUGAUACUAAAGAAUGGAUUGAUCAGAACAUCACCAAGGCUAUUGUUUGGUGGAUGGAUGAGUUUCGAAAGGCUGACAAGAAGGCAUUGUACAAGGCAGGAAUGUCACAACCACCCUUCUUACUUGCACUUUACGGAAAGCACAAAGUGCUGGAUGAGACAUGGAACGUACGAGGUCUCGGUCGACCCAAUCUGAGUGACAUGGAGAGAAUAUACUACAAGAAGGGGUGGAAUUAUACAUUUGAGAGAAUUCCUUUUAUGUCCCCGUUUGCUGAUGAAGCCAAUAUUCUCCACUUCAACGGAAAAUAUAAGCCUUGGAAGGGCAAGCGCCACCGCGGAGAAAAUGACGAGAUUAUUUCAAUUUGUGGUGAUCCAGCGAAAGGUCAAGAAUGUGCAGGCUUAUGGUGGGAGUACUUGUCCCCAGAAUCCAAUGAUUUUUUAAAGAAGAAGCCCGUGUCAAAGGGUAUUCUGUAGAAUGUAUCGUAGGAUGUCCCUUAACACCAACCAUUGCAUCUCUUUCUCGUGUUUUGUAGUGCAGUUUAGUUCUGGUUCACAAUCAGCUUGUUGUGUAAUUGCCAUCCCAUACUCUGGGAAAAUUAAGACACGUUUUGGAACUUGGGAGUGCGAAUAGGAGUCUGGAGGCAGUCUUCCUCCGGAUGUGGUUUCUGAGCCUCUCCUCUGUAAACAAGAGCUAACAAGUGGCUCAUGUGUCUGGUUCUUGUAUAAUUCAAACAGCAUUGAGGCAUAAGUGAGCCUUUCCGGCAUUCAUUCCUGGUC
Molecule: messenger RNA, 2578 nt
Organism: Physcomitrium patens
Lineage: Eukaryota; Viridiplantae; Streptophyta; Bryopsida; Funariales; Funariaceae
Source: RefSeq, a predicted model, not a curated record